AUGACUAUUGCUACUCGAGCUACUGCCGAACAGGAUGGGCGCCACUGGGGCGAGAGGGAGACAGUUGGAGUUGAAGAUGCCGAGGAUGGGGUCAAUGUGGUCGCCGAAUGCGUUGUGGAGGUUGAGAUAGGCCUGGGUGAGGGUCGUCGAGUGCCGGCAGAGAUUGGCGAGGAUGGACUGGGUCGAGCGGGUGUCGUCCUCGAUGAUGAGGGGCUGCUCGACGUGCACGAGUUCCCCUACACGGAUGGGGCGAAUAGCGACGGCGCCAUAGGCGUGAUGGCGGGCCUGGAGGAGGCGGCAGGUCAGAAAGACUUGUAUCAGUAUGAACUAGAGUAUGGCGUGUACUCACCAGAGAAGAGAGCCAGCGAGGAAGGAGAGGGCGAGGCAGCAGAGGCAGGGGGGAUAAUUGGGUGGGAUUGCAUGAUCUGCGUGGGGAGAAAAGCAGGAAUACGGAAGAGCUCCUUUUGUAGUACGGAUGCUAGUUGUAUAGCGAGUUUGUUGUAUGGCAAUAGAGCGAGCGAGGGCCGUACCAAGGACCGCACUCUUGUGAGCACCGCGGAGUGGAUGGGUACCAAAAAA
Molecule: messenger RNA, 579 nt
Organism: Acaulospora colombiana
Lineage: Eukaryota; Fungi; Glomeromycota; Glomeromycetes; Diversisporales; Acaulosporaceae
Source: the annotation of a GenBank genome assembly